Magnolia sinica is the source of this 4280-nucleotide messenger RNA. Its product is annotated as disease resistance protein RPS5-like. The transcript is spliced from 2 exons. Gene Ontology annotation, molecular function: ADP binding; protein binding. Lineage: Eukaryota; Viridiplantae; Streptophyta; Magnoliopsida; Magnoliales; Magnoliaceae. The record is from RefSeq and is a predicted model, not a curated record. Bases 193 to 3306 code for a protein of 1037 amino acids.
GUCCUUGGUUAUCCUUGGUUCGAUAGUCAGGGAAUUGAAAAGUCGCAGUGCCUAUUUAGGAAGGGAAGGUGAAUAGCUUGUUUAAUGCCAAAGAGAAGUAGCAAGCGUUCCUCACUUGUUUCUCUGUUUUUCAUUUGGGUUACAUUUUCAGCUCUCAAUCUUUCUUCUCAGGAGUGAAAGCAUCUCGUAGGGAUGGAUUUCCUCACGCCCUUGAUAGUAGUCAUGAAAUGCUUAUGGGAACCUAUAGUACGUCGGUUUGGCUACAUCAAAAACCUUGAUAGGAAUUUUGAAAAGCUCAAUAAGGAAGCACGGGAUUUGUACAAUAGAAGGGAGGAUGUGACUCUUGAGAUCGAUAGAAGUACAACGGAGAAGAUUACCACGAAUGAAUGCAAAGGUUGGCUUGAUGAGGUUGAGAAGAUUGAAAAUCAGUUGAAUGACAUGGGAGAAGAAUACCAAGAGGACAAGAAAUGUCUGAGAGGGUGUUGCCCUGAUGUUUACUCACGCAUGAAGCUCGCUGAACGUGUACAGAACAUGAUCGGCAAUGUUACUGAUCUUAAGGAGAAAUCAAAGUUUGAGGGAGGAAUAGUGGUGGAUGCACCACCGGAGGUAGCUGGGAUGAUGCUAGCACCAACAAUAGAAAUAGAAACAUCAUCCGAUCACACUCUGCAAAAUAUACUACGAUGCAUCAGAGACGUGGGAAUCAAAAAGAUUGGUAUUUGGGGUAUGGGUGGGAUUGGGAAAACGACAGUGAUGAAAAAUUUGAACUGGCACCCAGAAAUGGCUCAAAUGUUUGAAAUUAUCAUUUGGGUAACCGUCUCAAAAGAAUGGAGCACAAGGAAAAUACAAAACCAAAUUACCCAAAGGGUAGGUUUGAAGGUGGAAGAUUUUGAGCCCGACCAUUUAGUUGCAUUGAGGCUAUUCAAAUAUUUAAAGACUGAGAAGUUCUUGCUGCUUCUAGAUGACGUUUGGGAUAUAGUAGAUUUGGACUCUGUGGGAAUCCCCGCUCCUUCCGUGGGCAACGAUUGCAAGGUUGUUCUAACAACUAGAUACCGAAAUGUGUGCCAUAAGAUGAGAACUGAUGUGGAGGUCAAGGUGGAAGUUUUGUCACAGGAAGAAUCAUGGCAAUUGUUUUGUAAAGAAGUUGGUAACGUGGCUGAUCAUCCAAGCAUUGCACCAUUGGCGAAACACAUUGUUCAGGAAUGUGGUGGUCUGCCACUCGCAAUCAUCGUAGUGGGAGGGGCCUUGAGAAAGGAGGAUGAUGUUCACGUGUGGAGUAAUGCACUAACAGAGCUGAGAUCUCCAGCAACAUCUUGGAUAGAAGAAAUGGAGGAAGAAGUGUUUAGGCGCUUAAAAUUUAGUUAUGACCGAUUAAAGGAUGACAACACGAAAAAAUGCUUUUUGUAUGUUGCAUUGUAUCCUGAAGACCAUCCAAUUGAGGUGAAAGAAUUAAUUGAAUAUUGGAGGGCGGAAGGGUUCCUCAAUGGUGCACAAAACUUGGCCCAAGCACGCGAUAAAGGACAUUCUAUAUUGAAAAAACUAAUAGAUUCAUCUCUGUUGAGUGGGUAUCCGAAUGCGAAAUUUGUCAGGGUGCAUGAUGUGAUUCGAGACAUGGCACUGAGACUUACAUCCACAAAGGGAGAAGAAUGCAGAUUCUUGGCAAGAGCUGGUGUUGGAAUGGAGGAACCCCCGAUUGAGGACGAAUGGAAAGAAGUGAAAAGGAUCUCGUUGAUGAAUAAUCAAUUACUUGGUUUACCGGAGAAGCCAGAAUGCUCUAUGCUCUCAGCAUUGUUAUUACAGCAAAAUUCAUCGUUGAUAGCAAUCCCAGAUUCGUUCUUCAAGCACAUGUGUACCUUGAGAGUUUUGGAUCUCAGCAGCACCUGUAUAAAGUCAUUACCACCAUCUCUUGGAAAUUUGGUCAAUCUUCAUGGGCUCUAUCUAAAUGACUGCAGAGAUCUGUCUGGUCUCCCAUCCCAAGUAGGAGCACUCAAGAGACUCGAAGUGCUUCAUCUUCGCUGCACUAGCAUUGAAGAUGAGGGCCUCCUUCGCUGCCGUACAAGAGGAAUCAAAUUCUUGCCUGCUGAGAUCGGGGAAUUGACUUGCCUUGGGUGUUUGGAAGUGUCGUUUUCUAGAUACAAUGUCGUGAAUGACAUUCCCAUCGAGGACUUGACGAUGGCAAUGACUCCUGAUGGGAUAUUCUCAAGACCUUGGAUCAGAGAGGAUGAUGGUAGCUUGUGGAUGUUGGAUAAUAUUGAUAUGGACAAGCCGCAGAUGAUUCCUGGUGGUGUGUUAUCGAAGCUCUCCCUACUGGAAGAGCUGAGGAUCGACAUGCAUCUGAGAGAGGAGCGGUGGAACUUGAGUGUAGCAGAAGCACUGAUGGCGGUGUGCAGCCUGAAAGAAUUAACUACUCUUGAUUUCCACUUUCCAAGAGUGGAGUAUCUCGAGCAUUUCAUCCAAAGCAGCCGAUCAUGGAAAAGAGGAUUAACAGCAUUCCGGUUUUCAGUGGGCCAUCAUGUUGCGCUGGGCUACUUCUCAGAUGAUUCUGCAGGCACCUAUGAACAUGAAAGAUGUAACAGAUGCUUGAUUUAUCAAGGCGCUGGAAGUGUGUCUCAUGCAGUUGCAGAGGUACUUAAUUAUGCUGAUGGGUUUCACAUAGAGGGCAAUAACAACAUUCCAGAGUUAUCAGAAUUCGGCGUGGAAAACAUGAACAGGCUGACAUUGUGCUUCAUUAGAGAAUGCAAUGAAAUGGCGUCCAUCAUAAAUGGCACUGGCAUCCAAGAGGUUGCAUUGCCAAACUUAAAGAAUCUCUUUAUCUGGCAUUUGCCCAAGUUGAGAAGCUUUUGGGAGGGGCCAGUGCAGGUCGGCAGCCUUGUGAGUCUUAGGGUUUUGCACUUGACAGGAUGUCCCAUGUUGCAGAAGGCUUUCUCGAUGGACAUGGUUCGACAGCUCUCCAACUUGCAAGACCUCUUCGUCAGAGAUUGUUCCUCAAUAGAGGAAAUAUUCGACGACAGGGAAGUAGAGAUGGCCGUUGAUUACGAAGAUCUACUGCCAAAACUGUGGAAUUUAGAUCUCCGAGACUUGCCUCAACUGGCUAGAAUCAGCAAACCAACUUCAUUGUCUUGGCAAUUGUUACGGACAAUUACGAUUGAAGACUGUCUGAAUCUAAAGAAUCUCCCAUUUGACAGACAGAAUGCUGAACGACUGUCCAUUAUCGAGGGUGAAAGAGAAUGGUGGGACGUACUUGAGUGGGAAGAUGAGGACACCAAGCUACUUCUGCAGCCUAAAUUUUACAAAUUGAGUUAUAUGUGAUUGCGGUAGUGAACAAUGCCUGUUAGGCAGUGUAGCUUGAGGUAACAGCGUCCAAACCAAGUCCCUUUAAUAUCUUCUCUUCCAUUCUCUUCAAUAGUUUCAUGUUCUUGAAUUGUGCUUUCCAGGAUUCCUUGGCCCAUCCAUGUGGGGGCCUAUAUGACUUCAUGACCAAAUUAUCCGGAUGGUCUACUGCCCCUUAUGUGAUGGGCAGCUAUACAAGAAAGGACUGACCGCAGAAUUCUAACAAAAAAAUGACUUGUCCAGAUAACCCGGCUAUUGGGAGAUCUAAGGUCAAGUAGCAACACUGCCAAUUUUUAUUGAAGAAUCAGCCUAACUGGUGCGAGCAAGGGGGUCAUUCAUCCAGAUUACUCAUUGUAUCAGACUGAAUCGGGUCCCAUCGAGUCAGAGAUGGAUUGUCCAAAUCUCUAAACCAUGCUCCUUGUGCGUUUUGCUUUGGGUUGCUCACUUGAAAGUGGCUCAUUUGACAGAGGAUUCAACGACCAAUCUAAUGUUUAAGUUACACAUUCACUCCGGGUUGGUGAGAUGAAAGGUGCAGAUCAUUUGUCUACGUAGCCAUGUGGAAUUGUACAAACAAUGGACCCUCAAGAUUGAUGGAUGACGGUUGAGCCUUGGUUAGUUCGUCCUCUUUGUGAUCUUUUCCCUCAAAGCGGUCCGAUUUCUUGGCCAUGGCCUCAAAUGGAGCAGUUAGGAUCAUCAUCUUAGACACGGCCUGAAUAAGUCCCAUGUGGCAGCUAGUAUGGUGUGUGGGUGUGUAUAUUUAUAUAUAUAUAUAUAAAAAGAGUAGCAGCUAACAUGGACAUGUAGUGGUAGAUUUGCUUGAUCUUGCUAUAUUUUAAGAUUCUGAAAUGUUGUUGUCUUUGGAUUACCAACUCGUCUCUUGGACCCUUUAUGUAUUUAAUUCCUAAUGAAUAAGAGAAGAUAUAUGUUAUUUUCUUUCAAAAUUUUGCCCUUAA